Messenger RNA from Chaetura pelagica (chimney swift), 3882 nucleotides. RefSeq names its product RecQ protein-like 4 (gene RECQL4). The record is from RefSeq and is a predicted model, not a curated record. The transcript has 22 exons. Gene Ontology annotation, molecular function: ATP binding; nucleic acid binding; four-way junction helicase activity. Gene Ontology annotation, biological process: telomere maintenance; double-strand break repair via homologous recombination. NCBI's taxonomy places the organism in Eukaryota, Metazoa, Chordata, Aves, Apodiformes, Apodidae. The annotation marks the transcript as partial. Gene Ontology annotation, cellular component: nucleus; chromosome; cytoplasm.
GGUGACAUCCAGGUGGCUCCUGAGGACAUCAAAAGGCUCUACAAGGAGUAUAAGAUGCUGAAGCAACAGAGAGAGGAGUCAGAUCCCACCCAACUCAGCCCUUCCUGCCCACCAGCAGCUCAGGAGACCCCAACCCAGGAGCAGGUGCCAGAGUCGGGUUGUUGGGGGUCACACCUGAACCGGCCACCAAAGCCCCCCAAGUCGGGGGGUGCUGACCCUGCUGUGCCCAAAGCCUCGUCACACGUUUAUGGGAUGAAGCUGAAAUCCAAGCUUGGAGCUGCUGGGAAGCCCCCCCCGCCACCCCCCAGGGGUAAAUUCCAGAGGCUGAAGGAAAAGGUGACACAGAGACUGGGCUCCCUGGAUCCUGCCUGGCUGCAGAGGUGCCAGGAGAUUCCUGGGGACAAAGGGACAAAGCAGGAAGUGGGAUGGGAUCUCCUGGAGCUGGAGGAAGGAGCAGCAGUGGGAGAUUCCCGGAGGAAAAGGCCGGGGGGAGAUGGAGCAGGAGCCCAGGAAUCGUUUGGUGCUGCCAGUGAGGAGAGGGAGGAGCACGUGGCAGCCCAGAAGGAGAGUGGGAAAAGAUCAGAUCCCAUGGGAAACGUCUUGGAAGAGCUGGAGGAAGGUGGGGGAGCAGCAGUGGGAGAUUCCAGGGGGAAAACGCCACAUGGAGACGAUGGCGCCGCGGCUCCCGUGAAGCUCCAGAGAUGCCACCAGGCCUUGGCCAAGGAAUCCUUUGGUACUGCCAGUCAGGAGAAGGAGGAGCACGUGGCAGCCCAAAAGGAGAGUGGGAAACCAUCAAAUCCCAUGGGAAACCUCCUGGAGGAGGAGCAGGAGGUGGGAGCAGCAGCGGGAAGUACCAGGAGGAAAAGGCCACGUGGAGACGACAGCGCCGGGUCUUCCAGGAAGCUCCGGAGAUGCCACCAGGCCUCAGCCAAGGGAUCCUUUGGUACUGCCAGUCAGGAGGAGCACAUGGCAGCCCAAAAGGAGAGUGGGAAAACAUGGGAUCCCAUGGAAAACAUCCCAGGGGAGCUGGAGGAGGAGCAUGAGAAGCCCAGACCCACCCGCAGAGCCGCUCCCCGGAGCGACGGCAACUUCGUCCGCCUUUGCCUGAAGAGGAAAUCCCACGUCCGUGGCCACGCCCUGCGGGGAAAUCGCCUUCGGAAGCAGGUGUGGAAGCAAAAGUGGAAAAAAAAAGCAGAGUGGCUUGGAGGAGGCAGCAGAUCCAGAAGCUCCGACCUUUGCUUCCGAUGCGGCGGGACGGGACACUGGGCAUCGACGUGCGGGGCGCAGGGAACGGCGCCCGGCGCGCUGCCGGAGGAGAGCAACCCUGCUGAGGAAGAGGAGGAGGAUCCCCUGCCCACCCUGGAAGAAGUGGCUCGCAGGACCAACACUGUAUUCCCAACAUUUUCAGGUGAGGCUCCACCGGGAUCACCUGGCUCUCCACUGACACGCCUGGAUGUGAGGAGGCUGGAACAUGAACCCCCAGCCCCCCCUGUACCUGUGGAGCCCUUUUACAUCCCAGAUCCAGAGGGGAAGGUGCCAGAGCCCCCGGAUCAGGUGUUGGAAGCCCUGAAGACCUUGGGAUACAGCUCUUUCCGCCCCGGCCAGGAGCUGGCCGUCAUGAGGAUCCUUUCUGGCCUUUCCACACUGGUGGUGUUAUCCACAGGGAUGGGGAAGUCCCUCUGCUACCAGCUCCCCGCUUACCUCUACCACAAACGCUCUAAGUGCAUCACCUUGGUCAUCUCUCCCUUAGUAUCCCUGAUGGAUGACCAGGUCUCAGGGUUGCCCACGUGCCUGAAGGCUGUCUGCAUCCAUUCCAACAUGUCCAGACUCCAGCGGGAAGCAGCCAUGGAGAAGGUGAGACAGGGAGAGGUGCAGGUCCUACUCCUGUCUCCAGAGGCUCUGGUCGGGGCUGGAAGUGGAUCAGGAUGUGGGUUCCUUCCCUCUUCCCACCUCCUUCCACCCGUGGCCUUCGCCUGCAUCGACGAAGCUCAUUGCCUCUCUGAGUGGUCCCACAACUUCCGGCCUUCCUACCUCCGGCUCUGCAAGGUUCUCCGGGAUCGCUUGGGCGUCCGGUGCUUCCUGGGGCUGACGGCCACGGCCACCGUGGCCACGGCGCGGGAUGUGUCCCGCAUUCCCCAAGGGAUAACUGUGCACUCAGCCUCUGUGCCCCCCAACCUGCACCUCUCCGUCUCCAUGGACCGGGAUAGGGAUCAGGCCCUCAUCUCCCUGCUCCAAGGGGAACGUUUUGGCUGCCUGGAUUCCAUCAUCAUCUACUGCACACGGCGGGAGGAGACGACCCGGAUCGCCGCGCUCAUCCGGACCUGUCUCCAAGGAAUGCUGCUGGGAACGCCGCCCCAGGAACCCACUGGAUCCCAGGAACCCAGUGGGAACGCUGCCCCAAAGAGGAAGGCAAAGGCCAAGAGGACCCCCCGCCGCCCCCUCAGGUGGGUCUCCGACGCUUAUCACGCCGGGUUAUCCGCCUCGGAACGUCGCCGUGUCCAGAACAACUUCAUGAGUGGCCAACUCCGAGUGGUGGUGGCCACGGUGGCUUUUGGGAUGGGCUUGGACAAGCCAGAUGUCCGUGGGAUCAUCCACUACAACAUGCCAAAGAACUUUGAGACUUAUGUCCAAGAGAUCGGCCGGGCCGGCCGGGAUGGGGAACCAGCUCAUUGCCAUCUUUUCCUGGAUCCAGAGGGUGGGGAUCUCCACGAGCUGAGGCGUCACAUUUAUGGGGACACGGUGGAUUUUGUCACCCUCAAGAAGUUGGUGAGGAUGGUUUUUGACCCGUGCAAAUGUUUGGAGCUCCACAGGAAACACCGGAAUGUUGUCAAGGACAUGGAGGUGGAGGAUUCUGAAAUGGCCAAACUCUUGGAAGAGAAGAAAGAGGAGGAGGAGGAGGAGAAGGAGGAGGAGGAGGAAGGCUCUGGAGCAGCUCCCCGGCGCGUCUGUUACAAGCACGAACGAUCCAUCCCCAUCCAACCCACCGUGGAGGCCCUGGAUGUGCGGGAAGAAGGCAUCGAGACCCUCCUGUGCUACCUGGAGCUGCACCCGGGGCGCUGGCUGGAGCUGCUACAUCCCACUUAUUCCUCCUGCCGGAUCCGGUGCUACGGGGGAUCCCGGCAGCUCCAGGCUGCGGCGCGGAGCUCUCCUCCCGUCGCUGUGUUCCUGGCCCGGGAGCGCCUGGCAGGGAGGGAUCACAGCCAGAGCAGCUCCUUGGAGUUCGACGUGAUCUCCUUGAGCGAUUCCAUGGGUUGGGAAGCACCCUUGGUGAAACGUUCCCUGCGGCAGCUCCAGUGGGAUCAGCAGCUACGUCGAGGCGGCGGCACUGGGACCAGCGGGAUCCUGGUGGAAUUUGGUGACCUGUCCUUCCACUUCCGCUCCUAUGGUGACCUCACAGACCAGGAGCUGGAUUCCCUCUGUGACUUCCUCCAUGGAAAAGUGGUGGCCAGGGAGAAGACAGCCCUUGGGCAGCUCCGGGCCUGCUUCCGGGCCUUCCAGAGCGUGGCAUUCCAGACCUGCGGCCUUCACUCGGAGGAGGAGGAAGAGGAGAGGAGCUCCAGGCUGAAGGCUCUGCUCCAUGACUACUUCCAGAAGGAAGAAGAGGAGGAGGAAGAAGAAGCCGAGGAGGAAGAUCUCGGCGAUCUCACGGUGAGCAAAUCCCAACUUUUCCAGAUCCGCGCCGACAUCCGCCGCUUCCUCGCCAUCCGCCCGGAGGAGAAGUUCUCUGGCCGUGCCAUUGCCAGGAUAUUCCAUGGCAUUGGCAGCCCCUGCUUCCCAGCCCAGGUUUUCGGCCGCGAUCGUCGCUUUUGGAGGAACCCCCUUCCCUUCAACUUCCACCGUCUUUCCCGCCUGGCCAGCGAGGAGAUCCUGGCCAGCAGGUGA